This is a messenger RNA of Pogoniulus pusillus (Red-fronted tinkerbird), 612 nucleotides long. It is a transcript of the gene CSF3, whose product is annotated as colony stimulating factor 3. Gene Ontology annotation, molecular function: granulocyte colony-stimulating factor receptor binding; cytokine activity. The record is from RefSeq and is a predicted model, not a curated record. Gene Ontology annotation, biological process: immune response; positive regulation of myeloid cell differentiation. The transcript has 5 exons. Bases 1 to 612 code for a protein of 203 amino acids. Gene Ontology annotation, cellular component: extracellular region. NCBI's taxonomy places the organism in Eukaryota, Metazoa, Chordata, Aves, Piciformes, Lybiidae.
AUGUCCUGCCUCAGCCGCCUGCUGGCGCUGCUGCUGGGCACACUGCUGUGGGCACCGUGGCGGGCACUGCACGGGGCACCGCUGGCAGAGCUCUCCGGGGAUCAGGACUUCCAACUCUUCCUGCACAAGAGCCUGGAGUUCACUCGCAAGAUCAAGGGGGACGUGGCCGCGCUGCAGCGCGUGGUGUGUGACAAGUUCCAGCUGUGCAAGGAGGAGGAGCUGCUGCUGGUGCGGCAGCACCUGGGCAUCGCGCAGGCAGCGCUGGAGCAGUGCCACAGCCGCACCUUCCAGGCGGAGGCCUGCUUCAGCCAGAUCCGUAAUGGGCUCCGUGCCUACCGUGGCUCCCUUGCUGCCAUCCUGGAGCUGCUGCCCGGGCAUGCCAGCCUGGUGGAGACGCUGCAGCUGGAUGCUGCCAACCUCUCCUCCAACAUCCAGCAACAGAUGGAGGACCUGGGCCUGACCACGGUGACAUUCCCCACGGAGGCUCAGAGCCCUUUGCCCACCUUCUCCUCCCACUUCCACCACCAAGUUGGCAGCUUCUUCAUCCUGGCCAACUUCCAGCGCUUCCUGGAGACGGCGUACCGGGCACUGCGGCACCUCGCCCACCUCUGA